CUUGGGCCCACUGAAGCGUGUCACCUGCCCUGCAGAACUGCUGGGCCCAGGGCUGCGAGCUGGAUGCGUGGGGAUCAUUCCUGGCUCUGUGCAUUACGCUGUGGUUCUCAGCCAUCUACUGUGUCAUCGCUCCUUGCAAGCCUGCUCAACGUUUGAGUAGGAUUGUGGGCAGCUCUCUGCUGGUGGCCGGUUAGCCACCAUGGCUGACGAGAAGACCUUCCGAAUCGGUUUCAUCGUGCUGGGCCUUUUCCUGCUAUCCCUGGGCACAUUCCUUAUGAGCCACGAUCGACCCCAAGUCUACGGCACCUUCUAUGCCAUGGGCAGCAUCAUGGUGAUUGGGGGUGUCCUCUGGAGCAUGUGCCAAUGCUAUCCUAAGAUCACCUUUGUGCCGGCAGACUCUGACUUCCAAGGCAUGUUGUCCCCAAAGGCCCUGAGCCUGCUGGAGACUGGGCUUUCAGAAGUAAAGAGCCCCCAGCCCCCCUACGUCAGGCUGUGGGAAGAAGCCGCUUAUGACCAGAGCCUCCCAGACUUCACUCACAUCCAAAUGAAGGUCAUGGGCUACAGUGAGGACCCCAGGCCACUGCUGGCCCCCGAACUGAAGACAGGAACCAGCAGUGCCAAGGAAGGCGAGCCUCAUUCUGCUCAGACCUGGAUGGAGGCUGCGGUGGUCGUCCAUAGAGAGUUGGAUGAGAAGGAGGGAGAGAAAUCUCGUUCUCAGAGCAGCCCUCCAGCGUGUUCCCAAGGCUCUGCACCCUUGGCGUCAUUUCACGAUGACUUGGACGUGGGUUCUAGCGAAGGCCGCAGCCCCCAGCCAUCCCCACCUGACAGAGAUGAGGCACACCUGCAGGUGCCCUGGGCCAGCAGAGGUCCACUGGAUCGCUUCGGUGACUUUGCUCUGAUUGAUGACACCCCUAUAUCAGAGGACAUGGGCCUGGAGGGGCAGGCACAGGAGGAAGCUCUACCCAGCAAGCAACCAUGGUCCCUGAGGAUGAAGGAGGAGACUGUCCAGGCAGGUGCAGAAGAACCAGAGCAGGAGGAGGAAGAUCUGUACUACGGGCUGCCCGACAGCCCUGGGGACCCCCUCCCUGACAAAGAGUUGGGCUUUGAGCCUGAUGUCCAGGGUUGAGAUGAAACUGCUUCCUGGGUCUAGCCUGACAGCACUGCUCUCUUCAUGUGACCCCUCAAGGGCUCAGUUUUCCAAGUCCAAAUAGGAUUGUAUGGAGGGUCGAGUGAGGCAGUGAACUGAAGCAUCUUGGGAACUGAAGCAAACACACAUGGGGGGCAGCCAUCCUCCUCCCAGUGAGCCACGUACUUCUGGUUGUAGCUUGUUCUGCUGACCUGCAGGUAGAGUGGGGUUUUCUGAGGUCCUGUGUUAUAGCCAGACCCUCAGAAGCCCUUUCUAUCUCUGGGGUCUGAUGGGCCUCCUGUGGUGCUACCCAGGCCCCCAAGAGCCCACUGUGUUUUGAUCCUCUGAUGAAUGUUUGAUUCACCCCACAGCGGAUGCUGUCUCUCGGCUCCAUGUCUUCAGCAGGUCCCCUGUUCUGGGAUCUAUGACUCUGGCUGACCUCUGCUGACCUGACCUGACGUCUGGAUAUCUCUCUGGUCCCUCCUGUUCCUGCAGUUGCCCCUAGCCCUUGCUUGAGCUGUGUUCUUCAGGGUCCCUUGUGCUGAGUGAAUUCCCACCCAUUCCUAUACGCCUGUGAAUGUGACCUUUCUUCUGCUAGUUUUCCUGGCAUCCCAACUCCUAGGUGAGAAUUUCUCUCCGGGACUUGGGCAUCCAUUUCUGUGACUGAUGCUUGCCACUGCCCUGGGACAACAUCUUGGCCUCAUUCACCAUAGUUCCCAGGAGAUCCUUGGCAUGUGCAGAUCUCAGUAGAGCUGGGAACCUUUGCAGAUAGUGUCACCCUCCCAUUUGACAAGUAAUGGACUCUUAGUCUCUGACACCCACUUUUCAAAAUGGCUUCUAGACAGUCAUAAAAAUCAGGCAAAAAGCUACCAGAAGCAGCUCACAGAGCACACUUGCAUUGACUUAGAAAUGGACAAAAUCCGGCUGUUGAAUUAAUUCCACUUGAUGCCCUUGGCUUUUACUGAGCAUCUGCUAGGAUCCAGGCACUCAGCUUGGGAAAUAGUCACUGGUCCCUGACCCCUCUAAGGGCUCACAGUCCCAGCUUGCUGUCUUGUAAGUUGGGAACAUAGCAUGGGGCAGAAGAUGGGGUGGUGUCAGAGCCACCCCCAUCUGCAGAUCUUACUACCCUCUGUUUUCAGUCAACAUGGAGGGAGCCAUACGGAGGGUGUUGCUACCUUCCCCAGCCAGGUCCACACAACUUAGAUCUGUUCUGAGAAGGUUAGGGGUCUCUUUGGAGGGAAGGAGAUCCAGCUGGUGCUCAGUGAGAACAUACCACAAUCCUCCCCGCUUCUGGGGCAUGUCUACCUCUUCAGUGAAGAUGCCUCCUCCAGGCACCUCCUCUCUGGUCACCGGACCAGGUGUCCUUUGUUCAUGUCGCAGCUGCUGUGUACUGCUGGCCCAGGCAGGGAGGACUGUGACCCACAUCAGACAGAGCAGAGCCAGCACCAAGGGCUAAAAUAAAAAAAAAAGUUUUUGACAUUGAAGGGUCACCUUUACUCGCCUGCAAAUUCUUUUCUGUAAAACUGCCCAUUCCGCUCGGGGCAGAAUAAAAUGAGACUUCACGCCUG
Messenger RNA from Rattus norvegicus (Norway rat), 2694 nucleotides. It is a transcript of the gene Bsnd, whose product is annotated as barttin CLCNK type accessory subunit beta. Gene Ontology annotation, biological process: sensory perception of sound; chloride transport; chloride transmembrane transport. NCBI's taxonomy places the organism in Eukaryota, Metazoa, Chordata, Mammalia, Rodentia, Muridae. The coding region runs from base 200 to 1126 and encodes 308 amino acids. The record is from RefSeq and is marked provisional. The transcript is spliced from 4 exons. Gene Ontology annotation, cellular component: basolateral plasma membrane; plasma membrane; protein-containing complex. Gene Ontology annotation, molecular function: chloride channel regulator activity; chloride channel activity.